This is a messenger RNA of Jaminaea rosea, 3493 nucleotides long. Its product is annotated as Bromodomain-containing protein. Bases 75 to 3014 code for a protein of 979 amino acids. Gene Ontology annotation, cellular component: chromatin; nucleus. NCBI's taxonomy places the organism in Eukaryota, Fungi, Basidiomycota, Exobasidiomycetes, Microstromatales. The transcript has a single exon. Gene Ontology annotation, biological process: chromatin remodeling; regulation of DNA-templated transcription. The record is from RefSeq and is a predicted model, not a curated record.
CGUCCUUCCUUCCGCCCAUCCGUCACUCUCUCUCUCAUCACCCCGUGCCACGAUAGCCUUUGCUUCACGCACGCAUGUCUGACAACACCAACGGCGUCCCCGCAGCUCCAGGUCAGGGCAGUGGGCCGAGUGGGGAGAAUGUUGGCGGUGGAGGCGCUGGUUUGGAUUCAUCUGCGCGUCUCGACGCGCCACGCGACGUGCUGCAUCCAUCAACUACUUCUUCCUCAUCGUCCACCAUCGUAGACUCUACAUCCAAGCCUACGAUGCCUAGCGUGGCAGAACAGACACCGAGCAUCAACAUCAGUGCACAAGACUCUACGGCCGAUGCAGCAGCAGCACGAGCAGCGGUGCAAGACCCAUUGCCAACGGCUUCAGACAAUCUUGCCACUUCAACGCGACCCGUCAUUCAGCCUCCUACCAGCGACAUGCGAUCCGACGUCGCAUCCGCGCCAGUCGAUGCUGCAGCACCACCCAUCAAUGGGUCAGGAGCUGCAGCUACAGCUUCCGCUCAAACUCCAGCGAUGACCUCUGAUGUUGGGCAAAGUACGUCUGCUCCUCAGCCAAUCGUUCCGCCCACGGGCACUGGUAAUCCCUAUGAUGCCAGGGAGGAAGCUGAAAUCGCCAGAGAUGCACCGCCCGCAUCGAGCGCAGCGCCUCCUGCAGCAGAGAUCGCCCCUCCCUCAACAGAGGCAGUCGCGCCCAAGAACGAAUCGGUCCUCAGCCCAGUCGACGUACGAGGCCAAGCAAUCGACCAAGUCGCCGUCCCCGUCUCUUCCACUAGCAACGCAGCACCAACGUCAGCUGAUGCUCCUCGACCAGCUGAGCCUGUCGCGCCAGUGCAGAGCUCGAUCGCAGAACCGGCAUCACAGGUCGGCGUCGAUGAUCAGGCCAAGCCUGCCGAUACUUCACUCAAUGGCGAGACUAAACCAGAAGAGGCGACUACGCAAGACGCAGUAAUGGCUGAUGGGACCGUUUCUUCUUCGGUCGCCCCCGCCGUUGCCGGUAUGGGUGGUGCUCCAACUUCCGAGGAGCCGCCUAUGAAGAAGCUCAAGACAUCGCCUGGUCCCAGUGCUACUCCCUCCGCACCUGCCGCCGCGACGCCAGCGGGGGCUGCGGCUGCACCUCCAGCUCCCGCCAUAGCGGCCCCUCCUGCGCACGCAGAAGGCUCGCAGCUCGGAGCGGUUACCGCCGAUCCCUCCACGAUCGGCAUGACGCAAGCGCAAAUCAAGUUCGCCCAGAACAGCGUCAAAUCGCUCAAGCAGCGUCCCGAAGCUCCCGCUUUCCUGCAGCCCGUCGAUCCGGUGGCUCUCAACAUCCCGCAGUAUCGUCAAAUCAUCGAGAAGCCCAUGGACCUGGGCACCAUCGACGUUAAACUCGCCAUGACGGCUUCGGCGCUCAAGGGCGGCAAGCCAACGGAGAAGACCAAGACGGCUGAGCAGCUCGGGCUUGACCUGUCGCGCGAUGUGUACAAGAGCGUGCAGGAGUGGGAGAGCGAUGUGCGACUGGUCUUUGCCAACUGCAUCCGGUUCAACGGGCCGGACCACGCCAUCUCGCAGGGAGCCAAGGCUCUCGACGCCGUCUUUGCGAAACAGCUCAACUCGAUGCCGGUCGAGGGCGCCGCUGACUCGGCCGUAGCUGGCGCGACCGGUUCCACCGCUGCUGCUGGCUCGAGCGCCGCCGUCCGUCGCCCCUCGAAUCCGGUCCCGACAAUUCGUCGCUCCUCGUCAGACAAUGCUGCAGGCCGUCCGAAGCGAGAAAUCCACCCUCCUCCCCCGCGCGAUCUGCAUUACGAGGAGCCCGCCUCUUCUGGCCGCAAGCGCAAGAACAGCAAGGCCAUGACGCCUAAGCAGGCGGCGUACUGGGCGAAAGUCAACGCCGAUGAGCUCAAGUUCUGCCUCAAGCUCACUGAAGACCUCUCCAAGACGUACUACGAACUCUCGUGGGUCUUCAUUGACUUGCCCGAUCGUAGUCUCGCCUUUGCGCCCGCCUACUACGCUACGAUCAAGCAGCCCAUUUCGCUGAGUAUGAUUGCGGACAAGAUCAAGAAGCGAGACUACGAGGACAAGGACGAGUUUGUGGCCGACAUGCGCCUGCUCUUCCAGAACUGCUACACGUUCAACCCACCAGAAGAGGACGUGCACAAGAUGGGACAAAAGCUCGAGGGGAUCUUCAACGAGAAAAUGCGCAAGCUGCCGAAGCCUAAGGCGAUGACUCCUGAGCUGGCCAUGGACGAGGACGAGGACGGGGACGGGGAGGAGGACUUUGAGGAGGAGGACAGGUUGCGCGCGGAGAAGAUUCGUGAGCUUGAGGAGCAGCUGGCCGAGCUCAAGCGUCAGGCGAAAGCGGCCAAGCAGCGACAGGCAGGCAAAAAGAAGCCUCGUGCCAGUGGCGCUGCGGGUGGCAGCAGCAAGAAGGCGGCCUCCUCAAAGAAGAGCGCUGGAGGAGCAUCGACGGACGCAGCGCCGAAAAAGUCCAAGUCAAAGAAGACCAAGGGCGGAGACGAUGGGUCCGAAGACGACGAGGACGUCCGCUCGGUCAGCUGGGAGCAGAAAGAGGAGCUCGCCCGCAAGAUCACCCAACUCUCCGAUGAGCGCCUUGAUGGUGCCCUUCAGAUCAUCAGCGAAGACAAGCCGCCCAACGCCAAUGACGACGAAGAAAUCGAGCUCGACAUUGAGGACCUCUCCCCUCGCACCCUGUACAAGCUCUAUCGCUAUGUGGUCAAGCCCAAGAAGAAGCCUGGGCCUAAGCCUGGCACGGCGAAGGCCAGUGGGAGCGGGAAGGCCGGCAAGCAGGCGACGGGAGGCAAGAAGAGGAAGAAUCUGGAUGAGGAGGAAGAGGCUGCGAGGAUUGCGAGGCUGCAAGAGCAGCUGCAGAGCUUCGAUCGCGCGCCUGAUGGGCAGGGAAUGGCUAUGGCUGGGCCUAGCGCUGGGGCUGCAGCCGGGCAUGAUGAUCUGGUGCAGUCGGAGAGCUCGUCGGGCGAGGAAGACUCAGAUGCGUCCGACAGUGAUUACUGAAUGGGAGAGGCGUCAACGGAAGCGAUCACCACCACCACAACCUAAUCUGGCAAUGAAGGGCUUCGCUAGUCUAGCCUCAUCAUCAUCACCUUCCACUCCACCUCAGUCUCAGUCCACAGAAAACGAAGCGCCUCGCGUCUUGCGAAAUAGCUCGCAGCUCGUGUUGUUCGUCAAUCUGUCCAGCUCGCUCGCAGAGCCAUCAACCUCUCCACUCGUUCUCUCUUUCAAUUCAAAAUCUAUUCGAUCUCCACACGACCUUUGCUGUGCGAUCUUUUGAUGCUGUGUCUAUGCCUUAAAGUCGACCUUCUGCCCCAGGCUCUCCAACUUCUUCUUGGUCGCAGUCGGGAUCGGACAGGCGUCUACCUGAGCUGAGGUACCCUUGGUCGCGUAGAAUUUGUUGCAGCACCGGUAGAGGUCGACGAGGAUGUUUUGGCACUUAUCGUGCUGUGUGGGAUACUUGUUGAGACACUCUUGGAGGU